This is a messenger RNA of Salvia miltiorrhiza (redroot sage), 2322 nucleotides long. Its product is annotated as protein trichome birefringence-like 14. Gene Ontology annotation, cellular component: Golgi apparatus. Lineage: Eukaryota; Viridiplantae; Streptophyta; Magnoliopsida; Lamiales; Lamiaceae. The record is from RefSeq and is a predicted model, not a curated record. Gene Ontology annotation, molecular function: acetyltransferase activity. The transcript is spliced from 7 exons. Gene Ontology annotation, biological process: plant-type secondary cell wall biogenesis; xylan biosynthetic process; xyloglucan metabolic process. Bases 461 to 2113 code for a protein of 550 amino acids.
AAAUGGAAUUAUACAUAUGAAGAAUAGAAGGGGCUCCACUCCAAGAUUUAUUCUGCCCGACCAUUAAUGACGAUCUGCAGCGAUUAAAUUAAAUUAAAUAAGUAGUUAAGAUGAGGUAGUCUUAAUAAUCUCCCUGUCGUCUCAGUUCUAAAUCUAUAAUCUACUAUUUGAUUUAAAUCCUCGCACAUAUUUCUGGUGAUUUCCUCCCGCCGUGCUCCGCCCCGCCCCUCUGUCAACCAGCUAUACUUGCAGUUUAAUUUUCUCUCUCGCGCGCGCUGCGCAAUUUGAUGCACAUUCCUUCUCCUGAACAAGAGGAGCAAUAUUCACUUAAAAAAAUUCGAGUGCAUCUCGUAUGACUCCUGACAGAUCCACUGCUUCUGAUUCCCAGAUAUUAUUUAGGUAGAUUUUAUCUUGAUGAUUGGAUGAGUCUGAAUCUGUUUGCCUAGAGCUGCUAUUAAGGAUGAAAGGAGGCAUUCAAGGACUAAAGAUCUCACAGGUCUCCCUCAUCCUCAUCGGUUUAGUCUGCAUGACUGUGCUUGUAUUGGCAUGGACAAAGACCUCAUUUCUUGCUGCUUUCAUCCCAUCUCCGAAUCGCAUCCUGCCACUGGAUCUGGAUGAAUCAGGUCCAGGAGAAAUUUUCAAGGGGGGCAACAUUUCAGCACAAACAAGGACGGAACAAGUUGAAUCGUUUGCUUCACCUGGUGUGAUAGAACAAAAAGGCGAGAGAGAAAAUAUUGAUAAUAGUAAAAAUACCAAUAAGGAAGAAAAUCCUAGCAGUGUUAAGAAAAGGUCGGGGUCGGAUGAACUAUCUGAAGGAAAAACUAAAUCCACACAAGUAGAUAUUGUUGUGAAGAACUCUUCAGCUUCAGAGUCACCUGUCAGAAGAGAGGAAAAUGGAACCUUAUCAUCUGUUGAUAAAAACAAAGAGAGUCAUUCUAGUGUUCCGGAAGGAACAGGAUCAGAAGAACCAUCAGGAGGAAAAAACAAAUCAAAAGAAUUAACGAUUGUGCCACAGAACUCUCCUUCUGUUGGGUCAUUUCACAAAGGAGAGCAAACAGUAAACUUGUCAGCUACAGUUGGAAAUAAAGGUUGCAAUUAUGCCAAAGGUAAAUGGGCCAUUGAUGAUAAUCGUCCGUUGUAUUCUGGAUUCGGUUGUAAGCAAUGGUUGUCAUCUAUGUGGGCUUGUCGCCUAACACAGCGCAUGGAUUUUGAAUAUGAAAAGCUUCGUUGGCAACCCCAAGAUUGCAAAAUGCAAGAUUUCACAGGAUCCAAGUUCCUGCAGAGAAUGCAGGAUAAAACUUUGGCUUUCAUUGGGGAUUCACUGGGUCGACAGCAAUUUCAAUCUCUCAUGUGCAUGGUAACAGGUGGGGAAGAAAGAGCUGAUGUGCUCGAUGUGGGGCGUGAAUAUGGUCUUGUUAAGGCUCGUCAUGCUGUAAGGCCAGAUGGAUGGGCAUAUCGGUUCCCAAUUACUAACACAACCAUCCUCUUCUAUUGGUCAGCAAGUCUCUGUGAUUUGGAACCUAUCAACUCGUCUAACCCGGUCACCAAUUUUGCCAUGCACCUAGAUCGACCCCCUGCUUUUUUGCGGCGCUAUCUUCAUAAAUUUGACGUACUUGUUCUGAAUACAGGACAUCACUGGAACAGGGGAAAACUUAAUGCAAAUAGAUGGGUCAUGUACGUUAAUGGUGUUCCUAACACUAAUAGGAAGACUAUGGAUAUUGCGGGUGCCAAAAACUUGAGCAUUCACAGUAUUGUGAAAUGGGUUGAUGAACAGCUCCCAUUAUUUCCCGGUUUGAAAGCAUUUUUACGAUCUCUAUCGCCCAGGCAUUUUUUCAAUGGGGAUUGGAACACGGGAGGUACAUGUGACAAUACAACGCCACUUUCUGGUGGCAAAGAAGUUCUAAAAGAUGAUUCUAGUGAUUCUGUCGCUGCACAUGCGGUGAGAGGUACAAAUGUUAAGCUUUUAGACAUUACUGCUUUGUCCGAGUUAAGAGACGAGGGCCAUAUAUCCCGGUACAGCAUUAAAGCCACGCCCGGAACGCAGGAUUGCUUGCACUGGUGCUUACCUGGUAUUCCUGAUACAUGGAAUGAAAUAUUGUUUGCACAGCUCUAAUAUGGACGCGGUCAAGCGGAGCUCACCAUGAGAUCAUUGUCUUGAAUCAACCUUUGAAAAGCAAAAAGGUUAUGUAAUAUUUAUAGCAUGAUUCUUCUCCUCCCCUUUACCUCAUCAAGUUGUUUUGGUAGGGUUAUUCGUUAUUAUUAAUAUUAUGCCCGAGUCAAAUGGGAGAAUGAAAAGGUCGAACGUUAACAUGGUUGGAGAGA